GCAAAGUCACUUUUGUGUUUCUGGGAGCCAGUGAGGGAACCACGAAGGCGAAAAAACCAAGAUGGUAGCCCUUGCUGCCAGUGACUCUCAUGAGGCUGGAGCUGUUUGCUUAGAUCAAGAACAACAGUGGAAGCAGCGUCAGGGCUGGACGAAGUCAGGGACAGUUACAGAAACCUGGGUUCAUGGGAAUGAGGGUAAAAGGAAGCAGUCUGUUUGGGUAGGGUGGCCUUUAAGUAGAGAGCUGCCAGGUAUCUUGCAGCUGCGUGGGCCAAGGAUUCCCCUGGGUCUGUCUGACUGUGGCUCUCCCAGCCCUUUCUAGCCCAGACUCUUUGCUGCCUUGUUUUGAAUCAGUUUUACAGCAUCAAAGGUACGAUAAGACAUUUUGUUUCGUAACUUCGUCGAAGUCUGCCAGUUGAAUGGGGCCAAUUUUCAGAUAAGCGGGGGUGCUAAUUACUAGCCCUGUCCAAAUCUGGAGAAACUUUUAGAGCUUUUCAAAACCCAUUCAGAUUAUAGGCCUCAUUUAAGCUGCUCAAGCGGAAAUUACAGUAGUGAUUUCGAACACAUAGAUGCAGAGGCCUCAAAGCUUGAUAGUCUGAAACAUCUAGCCGUAGAAAUGUUAUUGUUUCUAACAGAAGUUGGAUUGUUCCUAACAAAUGUGGUUUACUUUUACGUUCACAAUACCACUUGACAUCAUUUAAAAAAAAAAAAAAAAGACAUUAGAAAGCUGUCUUGGAAUGGCCAAAUGUUUUGCAUGCCCAGUGCUAACUACAGCAGCAGGGCUUGGAAGGUGGUAGGAGAGAGAUUUUCACUUAAAAAUUGUCAGCCGAUGCAGACUCUGCCACAUUUUGCCAGGCACUCGGGCAGAUGUAAAGCAGAGUAAGAUAUAGCCCUGUUCUGGACGCAUCUGCUCAGAGUCUGGAGGAGGAGACCUCCGGGCUAAAAGAAUCUAGAAGAGAGACAGGUGUAUUUAAACACUCUUCCCACGUGUGAGCAAGCAGCUGCUACCGGGGCUCAGAUUUUCAGAGUGCAUGUUAGCACUUUGCGAGAGUUAAGUCUCCCCGCAGCCUUUGCCAGACCAUGGGUCUGGGUCGGAGGGGUUAGUUUUUAGCAGACAUUUAUCUAGGUAAUUAGUUCAGGGAUCCAGCCAGCUCACCUUUCAGCCCCAAACACUGUGGUAAAGACAUUACUUUGAGCUUCUCUCUAUUGAAUUGCUUUGGUCCCUCCCACCCUCUUUUAUCUAAGCCUCCUGGCAUUUGUGUAGCUUGAACAGUCAUGAAUAAAAGAGCUCAGCUCCUUUAGAGUUAGCCCCUGAAGUGGGCCAGCCAAGAGGCUUCAGAUUGCCUUCUGGUCCCCAGUUUUGAUUUCCUCUUGCAUAUGGUUGAGCUGGCAACAACACUCCAAUGGUGGGGUGCAUGAUUUUUGGGGGGGGAGCUUUGAGAGCCAGCCACCUGGCUGAUUACCUCUGGCUGGUUAGGAAAGAAAACCCAUGGCUUUAAAAAACAUACCAUCGAGUAUUUGCUCCCGGUGCAUACCCUUGCAUUAGAUGUGGUCUCAUGUAAAAGUUCCUCCUACCCCCUUCUAUUUUCAAUUGUGGCAGAGAAAGGUAACAUAAUUGUCUGUUGGCCCUGGACACCCCCCUCUUAGUUCUCAAACAUCUUUCAGAAAUUGGGGUUAUCUGGGCUUUGUGAAAGGAGGUUUUUCCACAGCUCAUUCAGCAUUGUUCAAGGCUGUAACACAUCACUGAACAAAUUGCCCCCUUGCAUAUGCUAAUCCCACACUUAAAAGAACUCAUUGUAACAUGUUCUGAUGCUGUAGUCCAAGGGGAGAUGGGAAUUGAAGGGAUGUCAGAGCAUGUCAUGUGACCCCAAAAUAUCUAAAAUGCCUGUUUUCUUUGGGUCAACAGUUUGUACUCAGCAUAUGCGAAUGAAAGUAUCCUGUGUGGUUUGUGGAAAAGAUUAGUCCUUGUUCCUGCUUUUGUGUGUGGGAGCUGGCCUCGCUAUUGAAGAUUCACUGGCUGACAUUCCCGCUUCGGGUCUUAAAUUUCAGUGCUAUUGGCAAGGAACACCAACCCUUAUUUUCAACAAUAAAUUAAAAGAAUUUCAAAAGAGUUCCUUCAUUGUUGCUGUGGAAAAUGUGAUUUGCCUUUUGGAAAACCAUGCUGUUAAUCCCACCGCGUCCUUUGUGUCUUUUUAGAGUGGUAUACAUUGACUCUUACAGUUAAAGAAUCUGUCUAAUAGAGUAAUCUCAAGAUUUGCUCACAGGCCCAGCCAGGAAGUCGCAGGGGGAAAGAAUAAAAACACAUGCACGUACACCACAGCUAGCCCCUAUUUCUCUCACUGUAAAUAGAACAGAAGCACAUUCUGAAUGAGGCCUGAAGGAUCCACCAGGCUUUGGAUGGUUCGAUUGCAAAGUCAGGGUCCCCCUUUUAAGUGCAUAAACCUCUAUGAAUGUUUGCCAUCAAAGCCUUUAGGUGAGAUGAAUUAAAUGGAAUGAAAGGCUGUGUAGGUAUCACCUUUCUGAAAUGUUCUCACAUCCAGGUUAGGUUUUUAUGUGUACAAAGAGGCUUGGGAAGAAAUCUUUGAUUAAUUUUUUUUUUGUCUUGCAGAGUAAUUCCCUCCUGGUCCCAGACAGUCUAAGAGGCACAGAUAAACGCAGAAAUGGGCCUGAGUUUUCCAACGACAUCAAGAAGAGGAAGGUGGAUGAUAAGGACUCCAGCCAUUAUGACAGUGAUGGUGACAAAAGUGAUGACAACUUAGUUGUGGAUGUUUCUAAUGAGGACCCUUCUUCUCCACGAGCAAGUCCCGCCCAUUCGCCCCGGGAAAACGGAAUCGACAAAAACCGCCUGCUAAAGAAAGAUGCUUCUAGCAGUCCAGCUUCCACGGCCUCCUCAGGAAGUUCCACUUCUUUGAAAUCCAAAGAAAUGAGCUUGCAUGAAAAAGCCAGCACGCCUGUUCUGAAAUCCAGCACACCAACGCCGAGGAGCGACAUGCCAACGCCGGGCACCAGCGCCACUCCAGGACUGCGUCCAGGCCUCGGCAAGCCUCCAGCCGUGGACCCCCUCGUUAACCAAGCGGGAUUGGGUUUUCAUUUGGAAUUGGUACCAGGGAAUGGAAAGUUCGGACUGAAGGAGAAAUCUUGGAUUUUAUCAAGAAAAUCUUCUUUUGAGAUUAAGUCAGCAGCUGGUUUGAGGACGCCCCUGGCAGUGCCCGGCCCGUACCCUGCUCCCUUCGGGAUGGUCCCCCACGCGGGCAUGAACGGCGAGCUGACCAGCCCCGGCGCCGCCUACGCCAGUUUACACAACAUGUCUCCCCAGAUGAGCGCGGCGGCCGCCGCGGCCGCGGUGGUGGCCUACGGGCGCUCCCCGAUGGUAGGGUUUGACCCUCCGCCUCACAUGAGAGUGCCUGCCAUCCCUCCAAACCUGGCAGGGAUCCCUGGGGGGAAGCCAGCGUACUCCUUCCACGUGACCGCAGACGGCCAGAUGCAGCCUGUCCCCUUUCCCCCUGACGCCCUCAUCGGACCUGGCAUCCCCCGCCACGCUCGCCAGAUCAACACGCUCAACCACGGGGAGGUGGUGUGUGCGGUGACCAUCAGCAACCCCACGAGACACGUGUACACGGGCGGGAAGGGCUGCGUCAAGGUCUGGGACAUCAGCCACCCUGGCAAUAAGAGUCCUGUCUCUCAGCUCGACUGUCUGAACAGGGAUAACUACAUCCGUUCCUGUAAAUUACUACCUGAUGGCUGCACUCUCAUCGUUGGCGGGGAGGCCAGCACUCUGUCCAUCUGGGACCUGGCCGCUCCGACCCCGCGCAUCAAGGCAGAGCUGACGUCCUCGGCCCCCGCCUGCUACGCCCUGGCCAUCAGCCCCGACUCCAAGGUCUGCUUCUCGUGCUGCAGCGACGGCAACAUCGCCGUGUGGGAUCUGCACAACCAGACGCUGGUGAGGCAAUUCCAGGGCCACACAGACGGAGCCAGCUGUAUUGACAUUUCUAAUGAUGGCACCAAGCUCUGGACGGGCGGUUUGGACAACACUGUCAGGUCCUGGGACCUGCGCGAGGGACGGCAGCUGCAGCAGCACGACUUCACCUCCCAGAUCUUCUCCCUGGGCUACUGCCCCACCGGGGAGUGGCUGGCCGUGGGCAUGGAGAGCAGCAACGUGGAGGUGCUGCAUGUGAACAAGCCCGACAAGUACCAGCUGCACCUGCACGAGAGCUGUGUGCUGUCCCUAAAAUUCGCGUAUUGUGGUAAAUGGUUUGUGAGUACUGGAAAAGAUAACCUCCUCAAUGCUUGGCGGACCCCCUAUGGAGCCAGUAUAUUCCAGUCCAAAGAGUCCUCAUCAGUGCUAAGCUGUGACAUCUCUGUGGAUGAUAAGUACAUAGUCACUGGCUCCGGGGACAAGAAGGCUACAGUCUAUGAAGUCAUCUACUGAAAACAUUAUGUGGUUUAACAUUUAUAGUUGAAUUGGGCCAAAAUGUUUUGAAUUUGUAGAAAUAGAAAAGUUGUAACUUUAAAAGAAAAAAAAAAAAACAUACAAAAACCUGUUUCCAAACUUUGACACAAAACAACUACUUUGAGUCUACAAAGAGGAGUGGACGAGUCCAUCAGCGGAAGGUCACCUGUCAACCUAGACCAGAUGGAGCACCGAGGCCAAGUGGACAGAGGGCCAAGGGUUGUGGGAUUGAGGGACAGCAUCUGCUGGCCCGGGUCAGAGCCCGUUCUUUCUGGGUGAGCUGUCGAUCGCGCCUUGCCCGAGAGCGGGAUUACCUUUCUGUUCCUUGCAGUUCGCCUCACGUCCCGUCCUUUGUAGAACAGUGGUGUCUCCAGUGAACUUGUUUCCUGGUUUUGCAUCUUGUGAAAUGUUCUUUUGUAUUUUUGUUGAAGGUUAAGCAUUUGUAUAAAUUGUAAAUAUAUUUGGUUUAUUACAGUAAAGGCUUUAGUACCAAUAA
Molecule: messenger RNA, 4943 nt
Organism: Microcebus murinus (gray mouse lemur)
Lineage: Eukaryota; Metazoa; Chordata; Mammalia; Primates; Cheirogaleidae
Gene: TLE1
Product: TLE family member 1, transcriptional corepressor
Biological process (GO): negative regulation of canonical Wnt signaling pathway; regulation of DNA-templated transcription
Cellular component (GO): nucleus; transcription regulator complex
Molecular function (GO): transcription corepressor activity; protein binding
Source: RefSeq, a predicted model, not a curated record